Messenger RNA from Elaeis guineensis (African oil palm), 1808 nucleotides. The record is from RefSeq and is a predicted model, not a curated record. Lineage: Eukaryota; Viridiplantae; Streptophyta; Magnoliopsida; Arecales; Arecaceae.
GCUUUACCUGCCACUUUUAUUUAAAAUAAUAAUUCCAAUGGCGCCCUCAGCAGGAGAGUUCGAGGGAAUUAAAAGGGGAGGAAUCGUAUGAUCUUCCCCAAUUUUCUAAUCAUUAUCCGAGGCUUUUCAGGCUCUCCGAUUGGGGUAAGGGUUUUCUUCCCGUCGCCGCUGCCUUUGACUUCGUUUGCCCAGAUUCUUCUCAUCCCUUUUUUUCUCUGAAAUAUUCGCGGAUUUACCGUGAAAAUUUCAGUGAAAUUUCUUUAAAAAAGGAGGAAUUUUCGGAAGGAUCCGGCAACAGGAAUUCAUAAUUUCUCUGAAUUUUCCGCUGAAUUUUAAGCAGGGCCAGAUAAGAGCAGAGGGUAAUAAUUCCCCAAAUAAUACUGUAAAAUUUAAUUUUUGGGCAUAUGGAGGGGAGGUCUGAGCCAGGAGCCAUGGCAGCUGGGGAAUCAUCCGAUGCCAAAACCAUCCAGAGAAACCCAGUCCAACCGCAGCCGCCGGUGUAUAGCAUGCGAUUGGUGACCUCUUCUGAUGGAACACCGAUGUAUAAAUCAAUAAGCGGUAACUCUCCUCCUUCAUACGCUGGAGGAGGGGGCGGUGGCGGCGAUGGGAACUCGGUAGCCAGUGGAUCGCAUGGCCUCGGUGGCAGCACUGGAGAGCCAUUCAAACGAAAGCGUGGACGGCCGAGGAAGUAUGGGUCCAAUGGUACCGUCGUCGUUCCUCUCACCACCGUGUCCCCGACCACAAGUGCCUCGGCUGUUCCACUUUCUUCCUCUGCUGCUGCAACUGCUGCAGCAGGAGCCAUGAAGAAAGCAAGGGGACGGCCGCCGGGUUCCAGCAAGAAGCGGCAAAUGGUAGCUCUGGGAUCAGCUGGGAUUGGUUUUACACCUCAUAUUAUUGCAAUCAAGACCGGAGAGGAUAUUGCAUCAAAAAUUAUGGCAUUUUCGCAGCAAGGACCACAUGCUGUUUGCAUUCUUUCAGCUAAUGGUGCUGUUUCAAAUGUGACUCUUCGUCAGGCAGCAACAUCUGGGGGAACGGUAACUUAUGAGGGUCGAUUUGAAAUCUUGUCACUCUCUGGCUCAUUCAUGCUGUCAGAGAAUGGUGGGCAGCGUAGCCGAACAGGGGGACUGAGUGUGUCUCUGGCUGGUCCUGAUGGUCGUGUCUUGGGCGGUGGAGUGGCUGGGCUUCUAACAGCGGCAUCUCCUGUCCAGGUGGUAGUGUGCAGUUUUAUUGCCGAUGGGCAGAAAGAGACAACUGAAGUGAACCCAUCAGAACCUGUAUCUGCCCCUGGAAAGCUUGCUGGUCCUUUUGGGUUUUCACAGGGCAUACUGGACGAGUCCUAUGACGAUCCUGGGAGCUCACUCAACCAGAACAUUGGUGCUUGCGAUAACAGCAACCAGCAGGGCUUGUCAAACAUGCCAUGGAAGUAACUGCAGUUUGCACCCUCUGUAACUUUGAUGCUUAAGAUUUGUCGAAACGACUUUUUCCUGUUGUCUUCUUUUCAAUGUAACCUAAUUUAUACCCUUUGUAACCAUAAAUCAGAAAUCCGAAGUCCUUUAUCUCAUCUUCUAUAAUGUAUACUUACAUAUUGCUCAGCCGGGAACAGUUGCUGGUGACCUCCCUCACCCCCCUCAAAUAUAGAUGCUACCAACUUUAUUGCGCAUCAUGUAAAAGGAUGGAGUACAGAGAAAAUUGUAGCUCUUGUUUGGUCUAUGUUCCGCACCCCACCUGAGAUGUAUCACUGGGGUGUUGUUUAGUUAUAUGUGACUGAAGAUGUAUAUUAUCUGACAGUUAUUCAUCAUGCUUGGCAA